CCGCUCUGGCUCGUCCCUGCACGUCUGCGUGCGCCGCGCGUCGUAGGUCGUUUGAAACGGGAACAGAUGAGAACAAACAGGCCUGCGGGUUGAGGAAGUGACAUGAUAACAUAAGGUUUGGCCCUGUUUGUGCGUCGGGAGCGACCGGACAGCGAUGCCGCCGCAGCGAGUCUCCGCUCUGCCGAGGCAGCAGUCUCUGCUGCUGCCGGCCGUCAUCAACCCCUUCGUGCAAGACACCAAGAUAAGCAAAACCACCCUGAUCAAAUGUGUCCUGCUGGGAAUCUUCCUGGUCCCUCUUCGAGCGGUCUUCAUGUCCCUGGUCCUGAUGGUGACAUGGCCCGUGGCUGCCAUUAUCACCUUUAACCACCCCCUGAAAGGAACAGUGGAGCCAAUGACAGGCUGGAGACGGUUCAUGUGUCGGAGGGUAAUGGCGUUCCUGGGGAGGGCGUACUACUUCUCCAUGGGCUUCAGGGUGGUAGUCAAGGGCAAGCAGGUGAAGAGCAGCGAGGCCCCCAUCCUGGCCGUGGCCCCCCACUCCACCUUCUUCGAUGGCAUAGUGUGCAUCGUGGCCGGCCUGCCCUCCACGGUCUCGCGCGUGGAGAACCUGGCCACGCCCAUCUUUGGCAGGUUUGUACGUUGCCUCCAGCCAGUGCUGGUGUCCAGAAAGGACCCAGACUCCAGGAAGAAUACAAUCCAGGAAAUAGAGAGUCGGGCCAAGUCGGAAGGCCACUGGCCACAGCUUCUGAUAUUUCCAGAGGGAACGUGUACCAAUCGCUCGUGUCUUAUCACUUUUAAACAAGGGGCUUUUAUCCCAGGUGUCCCCGUCCAGCCGAUCCUCAUUAGAUAUCCAAACAAACUGGAUACGGUGACAUGGACGUGGCAAGGUUUCACCUCGAAGACGCUGCUGCUUCUAACACUUUCCCAGCUCUACACCACCGUAGAGAUAGAGUUCCUGCCGGCGCAAGUCCCCACAGAGGAGGAGAAGAAAAGCCCCACUCUUUUUGCCAGCAGAGUGCGAGAAGCUAUGGCCAAGGCUUUGAGAGUCCCGGUGACCGACCACACGUAUGAAGACUGUCGCCUGAUGAUCUCAGCCGGAGAUUUGACACUUCCCAUGGAGGCUGGCCUGGUUGAGUUUACCAAGAUAAGCCGUAAACUCAAUUUGAAGUGGGACAACGUGAGGAAGGAGCUCGAGGGCUUUGCAACCAUAGCCAGCACCUGCAAGGGAGGACGUAUAACCAUUGAGGAGUUUGCCAAGUUUCUGAAGAUUCCUGUCAACCCCAUGCUGGAGGAGCUGUUUGCUCUGUUUGACAGGAAUGGAGAUGGCACCAUUGACUUCAGGGAGUAUGUUAUCGGCGUGACCAUCUUGUGCCGACCAGCUAACACUGAAGAUGUUCUACAGUUGGCGUUCAAGCUGUUUGACACAGAUGAAGAUGAGAAAAUCACCCACGAUGAGUUCACCGCUCUGCUGCGCUCGGCUCUGGGUGUGUCCGAUCUGAACAUGGUUAAGCUCUUCAAGGAGAUUGAUGCUGAUGGCUCCGGUUUCAUCACCUUCAGUGAAUUUCAAGCUUUUGCCACCACCCACCCAGAGUACGCCAAGCUCUUCACCACCUACCUGGAGCUCCAGCGGUACCAGGCCAUCCAGGAGGCCGACCCCGGGGAUCUGGAGCUGACCGGUCACAACGAUCCAGGGGAAAACGAUGAAGACAGCACAUCUGACAAAAAAGACGACUGAAAAUGAGAAUAAAUGUGACCUUUUACUCCGAAGCUCCGUCAGGAAAAAACACAGGGAUCCCAGCUGCCGCCUCGCUGGAGCAGAAUUAGAAAGUUCAAGUCGAGUUUGUUUCUUUAGGAUGGUAGACUUCUUUUGUUUUCAAUAUUAGUGCCUUAUAGAGAUUUUAAUGAGAAAUUCCCCAAGUUGCCAGGGACUAGAAAAAAAAAGAAAUGUGAUAGGAUCAAAUUAUGUCAAUUUAAAUGUUUAAAGUAGCUGCAUAAACCCUGCAAAUGUUGGAAUUAACUUAGAUGAUGUACUUGUUAACUUCAACACCCCAUUUGUGACCUUUUUUUCGGGACUUUCCCCGUUCGUGCACUGAGAUGAAUACAUCCUCAUGUUCUUUAGCCUUUUGUCUUUAUGUUUUUUCUUUAAAUGAGAGGAAAAACUGCCUAACUAACAUUUUUUUUUUUUUUUUUUAAUUAAGCGAGGAGCCUCUGCAUUGCAGUUUAAUUAGCGUUCAGUAAGCUUUAGCAAUUUCUUUCUAGUCUGGCAAAUCAAGAGAUGUAUUCUGUAUUGAAGUUAUGUUAACAACGAGCAUAGAUGCUGUGCAUUACACUUUUUUCCAGCGCUCAGGGACACAGACCUUGUAAAACUGGUGCAUAAUUAGCCAGAGGUUUGCUCUGCAUGUGUAUCUAUUUGCAUUUCUACAGAAGAAUGUUGUUGCUGAGACAGCACUGCGUCUGUUCGGCUUUAAGUUGACUAAAGAAUAUCAGCCGCAGAAAAUAGGCCAAUUUGUGAGCAAAAAGGCAACAGCGCGUCUUCACAGCCACAUAUCCCAGCAAAAUAUGCUUUGAGAUUAACAAGAGGCAUUGUUAUUUAUUUAGCAGAGCGCAUAAUGUGGAUUUUUCUCUUUUUUUUUUCUUGUUAACACUGCAAAGUCUGCUUUUUUAAAAUAAAACAAGAAUACAAUAAAUACUCUUCCCUC
Cololabis saira (Pacific saury) is the source of this 2696-nucleotide messenger RNA. RefSeq names its product lysophosphatidylcholine acyltransferase 2 (gene lpcat2). Gene Ontology annotation, molecular function: 1-acylglycerophosphocholine O-acyltransferase activity; calcium ion binding. Gene Ontology annotation, cellular component: endoplasmic reticulum. The record is from RefSeq and is a predicted model, not a curated record. Bases 155 to 1732 code for a protein of 525 amino acids. Lineage: Eukaryota; Metazoa; Chordata; Actinopteri; Beloniformes; Belonidae. The transcript has 14 exons.